Molecule: messenger RNA, 1401 nt
Organism: Paramuricea clavata
Lineage: Eukaryota; Metazoa; Cnidaria; Anthozoa; Malacalcyonacea; Plexauridae
Source: the annotation of a GenBank genome assembly
AUGCCCUUGACUCGAGCACAAGCUGCUCAGGAAGAAACAAACGGCAAUGCAGAAGAACAACAGCAUAAAGAACCGGAGCUCGAACAAGUUCGCUCGCCGUUCGAAACAGAGUUGUUGACUACAGUACAAGAACAGCGAGACCUUUUAAAAGAAUAUAAAGACCAACAGGAUGGCAGAGUUUUCGAAGUGGUCAACAUUCUAAACGAUGCAAUACAAAACCUAUCAAACGAAUUUGCUCGUGUUUGCGAUAAGAACAGACAACUGGAGACUGUUGUUUUUCAAUUACGCGAUCGUGUGGAAUCACUCGAAUCUGAAGUCAAAUCAAGCCAAGAGAUUUUGGAGAAAACUAAUGCUGGAGUUUUCGCUUCCUUGCAUCGAAUGAUUAAAAGCGAGCUUCGAGAAGAGUUUGAAUCGGUUUUGUCGGCGCGUGUAAAGACGGAAGAGACAACAAAUAAAGGCUUAACAAACGUGUUAAGCGGGGCGGGACGAAGUCAGCUCGGUAAAGAAAAACAACCAGCAGAGUGCAACGUUACAACGGCUCGUGGGACAGAUUAUUCUGCUGGUCGCCCGGUUCAAAAACCUGCAGUAUUUGACGGACGUAGUUCGUGGGAGGCAUACGCGACACAGUUUGAAAUUGUGGCGGAGAUUAACCAGUGGGACGGUCCAGAUAAAGCCGCCUUUCUGGCAACAAGUCUUAGAGGUCCAGCGCUCACGGUCUUAUCAAAUUUGCCGUCGGAAAGUCGUGUUCAUUACCCAUCAUUACUGGCUGCGUUAGAAAGCCGUUUUGGAAAUAAGAGGCAGUCUGAGCUGCAUAGAAUGAAGCUACGAAAUCGUGUCAGACGUCGAGAUGAAACUUUACCGGAGUUGGCAGAAGACAUCGAAAGACUUGCCCGUCUUGCGUACCCUGAAGCCCCUACUGAAGUUUUAGAAACUUUAACGAAAGAUCAGUUCAUCGAUGCUUUGAACGAUGAUGAAAUGCGUUUAAGAGUCGCUCAAGCUAGACCUACAACUCUUAGAGCCGCGCUCGGAAUCGCUUUGGAAAUUGAAUCGUUCAGCUUGGCCGCACGAAGAAGAUUUAGGCCAGUGAGAACAGUGCAUGAAACUCCAACUAAAACGAACGCGGAAUGUUUUGUGGACCCCCAAGAGGAAACGUUGAAAAGGAAUAGCGAGUUUUUAACGGAGUUGAAGAAAAUGACGUCGGAGCUUCGUGAAGUAGUUAGAAGCGUGAAUCGAAGAGGAAGAAAUCAAGAUGGAUCACCGCCGAGAGGAAAAAGAAAGUGUUGGACAUGUGGUUCGGAAGAUCAUCUCCAACGGGAUUGUCGGUUGUACAACGCCGAGAAGAAGCGUACUGAGUCGGAAAACGAGCAAGAGUCGGGUCAAAGGGGUGGGGCCCGACGGUAA